Sitodiplosis mosellana (orange wheat blossom midge) is the source of this 794-nucleotide messenger RNA. Its product is annotated as jerky protein homolog-like. Gene Ontology annotation, cellular component: nucleus. The record is from RefSeq and is a predicted model, not a curated record. NCBI's taxonomy places the organism in Eukaryota, Metazoa, Arthropoda, Insecta, Diptera, Cecidomyiidae. The annotation marks the transcript as partial. The transcript has 2 exons. Gene Ontology annotation, molecular function: DNA binding.
AUGGGAUUAUGCCGCGAUCAAGUUUACAAUGCUGACGAAAGUGGUUUAAACUUCAAAGCAUUACCGACAAAAACACUCGCGUCUCUUAGUGAAAAGUAUGCACCAGGGUUCAAAAUGCAGAAGGAACGAGUAACAGUGAUGGUAUGCGCAAAUGCGAGCGGGAUUCAUCGACUUCCAUUGCUGGUGAUUGGUAAAGCAAAGAGACCACGGUGUUUCAAGGGGAUGAAUAUGAAUGCGCUACCCGUUCGAUACUGCGGCCAGAAGAGUGCAUGGAUGGAGCAAGAAAUAUUCGCUGAAUGGUUCAAAAAGGUAUUCAUUCCAUUGGUCCGACAAGAACUGAAAUCGAAGAACUUGCCGCCAAAAGCCGUUCUGCUGUUAGACAAUGCACCUACACAUCCAGAAGCAGGUUCGUUGCAAAGUGACGAUGGAAACAUCAAGUGCAUAUUUUUACCAGCCAACACUACUUCUUCAGUGCAACCAAUGGACCAAUCAGUUAUCGAAACAUUCAAACGUAGAUACAGAAAGAAAUUCAUCGAAGCUCUUGUUACGGAAGAGACUGUUUCUAUAAUCGAAUAUUGGAAAGCAUACAAUAUGAAAAAUGUUGUGUACAACACAGCUGAUGCAUGGGAUGAAGUCUCCGAAGAAACUCUUAAAAGAUCAUGGAACAAACUGUGGCCUGAGUCAACCGAUGAAAUUGCCACCGAAACUGUUGAGCGUGAUGAUGUGACAAACGAAGUUCUAGCUCAAUCGGCUGUUGCUUUUGGUCUAGAUGAUCAGAGAGAGCUAAACGAAUG